GCUUUGAAUUUCAUUUCAAGGAAUUUUAUAAAAACAUAGAGAAAUUUCUAAGGUUUUUCAUUUAGAAUUUUGUAGAUUUAAGGUGACGAUAAAAGGGAAACUGAAAGAUUCAGAAGGUUGGUUCGUUGCCACUGCUACCACCGAUGGGAUCACUUGAUCAUGAAGAGGAACUAAUAGCCUUAGCGGAGUCGAAUGAGGCCAUCUUGUAUAUUAACGGCAUCCGUCAUGUGUUGCCAAAUGGACUGGCCCACCUUACUCUUCUUCAGUAUCUCAGAGAUUUAGGUCUGACAGGAACAAAACUGGGGUGCGGAGAAGGUGGUUGUGGGGCUUGUACAGUGAUGGCUUCUUAUUACGAUGAACAUUUGAAGAAAUCUGUGCAUUAUGCAAUCAAUGCGUGCUUGGCUCCACUGUAUUCUAUGGAAGGGAUGCACAUAAUAACAGUUGAAGGCCUCGGGAAUCGUCGCAAUGGCUUGCACCCAGUCCAGGAAUCUUUAGCUCGUGCCCAUGGCUCACAAUGUGGAUUUUGUACUCCUGGUUUUGUAAUGUCCAUGUAUGCAUUAUUGAGGUCAAGCGAAAUGCCGCCUACUGAAGAGCAAAUUGAAGAAAGCCUUGCUGGAAAUUUGUGCCGUUGCACUGGAUACAGACCAAUUAUUGAUGCAUUUCGUGUUUUUGCCAAAAGUUAUGAUGCAUUGUACACUAACGUAUCUUCUGCUAGCACACCAGGAGGUGAUUUUGUUUGCCCCUCGACUGGUAAACCUUGCUCCUGUGGAUCAAAUGCUGUAACUAACAGAACUUCAGCUGAAAAUGUAACUUGUGGCAAUGGCUACAAACGUGUUUCUUAUAGUGAAAUUGAUGGAAGCUCCUACAGUGAGAAGGAGCUUAUUUUUCCUCCAGAACUUCUUUUGAGGAAGACGAAGCCUUUGAAUUUGAAUGGAGCUGGUGGAAUUAAGUGGUAUCGACCUCUUAAACUUCAGCAUGUAUUAGAUUUGAAAUCAAGAUAUCCGGAUGCAAAAUUAGUGGUUGGUAAUACUGAAGUAGGGAUAGAAACAAAGUUUAAGAAUGUUCAAUAUCAGGUCCUGAUUUCCGUGAUACAUGUACCUGAACUUAAUACUUUGAUAGUGAGAGAUGAUGGAUUGGAGAUUGGUGCUGCUGUACGACUGACAGAGCUUCUAAACCUUUUGAAAAAGGUUGUAGCAGAGCGUGAUGCUCAUGAGACAUCAUCAUGUAAGGCCUUCAUUGAACAGCUAAAAUGGUUUGCUGGGAAACAGAUAAAGAAUGUAGCUUCUGUUGGUGGGAAUAUCUGUACUGCCAGUCCAAUAUCUGACUUGAAUCCACUCUGGAUGGCUGCUGGAGCAAAGUUUCGAAUCAUCGAUUGCAAAGAGAAUGUCAGAACAACUCUUGCAGAAGAUUUCUUCAUGGGUUACCGCAAGGUGGAUCUAACGUGCAGUGAAAUUUUACUGUCAGUUUUCUUGCCAUGGAGCAGGCCGUUUGAAUUUGUGAAAGAAUUCAAGCAGGCUCACCGAAGGGAUGAUGAUAUUGCAAUUGUAAAUGCAGGUAUGCGUGUUUCUCUUGAAGAAAAAGAUGGGAAGUGGGCAGUUUCCGAUGCCUCCAUUGUUUAUGGUGGGGUUGCUCCUGUUUCCUUGUCUGCUCCAAAAACCAAACACUUUCUUAUUGGGAAAAGUUGGGAUAAAGAACUGUUGCAGGGUGCUUUGGGGAUAUUAAAAGAUGAUAUAUUUCUUUCCGACAAUGCACCGGGUGGGAUGGUGGAGUUCCGCAAAUCUUUAACGUUAAGUUUCUUUUUCAAAUUUUUCCUGUGGGUUUCUCAUCAGAUGGAGGGGAAACAAUCCUUCACAGAAGGCCUUCCACAGUCCCAUCUGUCAGCCAUACAGUCUUACGACAGGCCAUCAUCUAGUGGAAUUCAGGAUUAUGAAGUGAUGAAUCACGGGACUUCUGUUGGGUUUCCUAUGGUUCAUCUUUCAUCAAAACUUCAGGUUACAGGGGAAGCAGAAUAUGCUGAUGACACACCCAUGCCUCCAAAUGCUUUACACGCGGCUUUAAUAUUGAGUAGAAAGGCUCAUGCUCGUAUACUCUCUAUAGAUGAUUCAGGUGCCAAGAUUUCCCCUGGGUUCAAAGGAUUGUUUACAUCAAAAGAUGUUCCUGGAAGUAAUUGUAUUGGACCAGUUGUGUACGAUGAAGAGCUUUUUGCUACAGAAAUUGUAACUUGUGUUGGUCAGGUCAUAGGCGUGGUUGUGGCUGAUACUCAUGAAAAUGCUAGGUUAGCCUCACGAAAAGUACAUAUCGAGUAUGAAGAUCUGCCUGCAGUUUUAUCCAUAAAGGAUGCCCUUCAAUCUAACAGUUUCCAUCCUAACACCGAGAGACAUAUGAAAAAGGGGGAUGUAGAGUGGUGUUUGCAAUCAGGCGAAUGUGACAAAAUUAUAGAAGGGGAGGUUCAAAUAGGAGGUCAGGAGCAUUUCUAUCUGGAGCCGAAUAGCAGUCUGAUAUGGACAAUGGAUGGUGGCAAUGAAGUUCAUAUGAUUUCCUCUACUCAAUGCCCUGACAAGCAUCAGAAAUAUGUUGCCCAUGUUCUUGAUCUUCCGAUGUCUAAAGUUGUUUGCAAGACAAAGCGCAUCGGGGGUGGAUUUGGUGGAAAAGAGACAAGAUCAGCCUUCAUUGCCGCUGCGGCUUCUGUACCAUCAUAUAUUUUGAAGCGACCAGUGAAAAUCACAUUAGAUAGGGAUUUGGACAUGAUGAUCACUGGGCAGCGACACAGUUUUCUUGGAAAAUACAAGGUGGGCUUCACAAAAGAAGGAAAGGUGCUGGCGUUGGAUCUUGAAAUCUACAAUAAUGGUGGAAAUUCACUGGACCUGUCUUUUGCUGUCCUGGAGCGUGCGAUAUUCCAUUCGGAUAAUGUCUAUGACAUACCACAUGUUAGGCUGAGAGGAAAAGUUUGCUAUACCAAUUUCCCAAGUAAUACCGCUUUUCGGGGAUUUGGUGGCCCUCAGGGGAUGCUUAUUACUGAGAAUUGGAUUCAACGAAUUGCUAUGGAACUUCAGAAAAGCCCUGAAGAGAUAAGGGAACUUAAUUUUCAAAGCGAUGGAUAUGUACUGCACUAUGGUCGCCAACUUAAACACUGCACCCUACACCAGGUCUGGGAUGAAGUAAAGGCAUCUUGUGACUUCUCUAAGGCUCGGGAGGCAGUGAAUGAGUUUAAUUUGCACAAUCGGUGGAAGAAGCGGGGUCUUGCUAUGGUUCCCACAAAAUUUGGUAUUGCAUUUACGGCAAAGUUCAUGAACCAGGCAGGUGCUCUCGUGCAUGUCUAUACUGAUGGAACUGUUUUAGUGACGCAUGGGGGAGUUGAAAUGGGACAAGGUCUUCACACAAAAAUUGCUCAGAUUGCUGCCUCAUCUUUCAACAUUCCUCUUAGUUCCAUCUUCAUAUCAGAGACAAGUACCGAUAAGGUCCCCAAUGCAACACCAACAGCAGCUUCUGCAAGUUCUGAUAUGUAUGGUAUGGCAGUUUUAGAUGCCUGCGAGCAAAUAAAGUCACGGAUGGAGCCUAUUGCUUCAAAAUAUAAGGAUAAGUCUUUUGCUGAGAUAGCACGUGCAUGCUACAUGGAGCGAAUAGACCUAUCUGCUCAUGGAUUUUACAAGACACCUGAUAUUGGCUUUGAUUGGGUAACUGGCAUGGGGAAUCCAUUUAGAUACUACACGUAUGGAGCUGCAUUUGCGGAGGUUGAAAUAGAUACACUUACUGGAGAUUUCCACACAAGGAAAGCAGAUAUUGUCAUGGAUCUCGGAUUUUCUCUUAAUCCAGCCAUUGAUAUUGGACAGAUUGAAGGGGCCUUUGUGCAAGGUAUGGGCUGGGUUGCGUUGGAAGAGCUAAAAUGGGGAGAUCCAGCUCACAAGUGGAUUACUCCAGGCUUUUUGUACACUAGUGGCCCUGGAAGCUAUAAACUUCCUACUGUGAAUGAUAUUCCUCUGGAAUUCAAGGUUUCGCUUCUGAAGGGUGUUCCAAAUGUGAAGGCAAUUCAUUCAUCUAAGGCAGUCGGUGAGCCUCCAUUCUUUCUUGCCUCCUCAGUAUUUUUUGCCAUCAAGGAUGCAAUCAUAGCGGCGAGAGCAGAGUCAGGGUACAGUGACUGGUUCCCUCUUGAUAAUCCAGCGACUCCGGAACGGAUCCGUAUGGCUUGUGCAGAUGAUUUCACAAAGCCAUUUGCAAUCUCUAACUUUCAACCCAAGCUAAGUGUGUAACCCGAUAAUGUUUUCAGGCAUGUACACAUGUACAACUGUAGAAAAGAAAUAAAGAAAACGAGAGAGAGAGAGAGAGAGAGAGAGAGAGAGAGAGACCCUAUCAUCAUCAUCUAUUCAUGUCAUAAAUUUAUAACCACCAAUUGGAUGGUCAGGAUCAUUCAAGCAGUGGACUCAAGGCUCUAUCCUCAAUGAGCCCUUGGAUUUGGAGAUGCAGAUGAAAGUGUAGCCAUGCUAAUUGGAUAUGGAUAAGACACAACUGGGGAGAUGCUGGUUAUGCUCAUUGCA
Magnolia sinica is the source of this 4532-nucleotide messenger RNA. Its product is annotated as xanthine dehydrogenase 1-like. The transcript is spliced from 14 exons. The record is from RefSeq and is a predicted model, not a curated record. Lineage: Eukaryota; Viridiplantae; Streptophyta; Magnoliopsida; Magnoliales; Magnoliaceae. Bases 144 to 4247 code for a protein of 1367 amino acids. Gene Ontology annotation, molecular function: FAD binding; oxidoreductase activity; iron ion binding.